CUCAGAAUUUAAGCUAUUUAUUUCAGACGGUUGACACUGUAACUUCGCGAUAUAUCGCCUAAACUUUGAUUUAUCGAUUAAUUUUGAUAGUGAUGAAGAAAUAAUUGCUUGUUUAUGUUUUGUUUGUAUCUUCUGGUCAGCAAACUUAUAUAUAAUGGACGACAAUGCAGAUACGACACCAGAUCUGGAGUCUUUUAAUGGAUAUGACUUUAACAACUAUACAGCGGCCGAAUCUUUUAUUCAAGGCCUUUCUGGAAUGGUAAAUCAGAGUGAUGUUGAGACCAUGAUAAGAGCACAAAAACAAAUGUUACAACGCUUUGAGAAGACUAAUGAAAUGUUGCUCAACUGCAAUGCCUUAUCGCAAAGCCGUUUGAAAAAUGCCAGUGAAGAUUUUAAGCGACAUGUGAAGUUGCUAAGUGAAAUGAAAAAAGAUCUAGAUUACAUAUUUCGCAAAGUGCGCAUAAUAAAGCAAAAACUGCAGCAGCAAUAUCCUGCUAUAUAUGCAGAAGUACAGCCCCAGCGUAGCAGCUUAGCGGUGGAGGCAGAAGAUGAAACGGAAAGUGCGAAAGCUGCGCAGCUGGCGGAAACAACAGAGGCGAAGCCCACGGUAGAGCCAGCUCCCAAAAAAAGUGGAGCAACAAUUGAAUACGUACAAAUGCAGGAGGCUAUCGAAAAUGGUAUUGUUGAGAUAGAAAAUGAGCUGAUAAAACGUGUCUGCUCCGUCGAGACAGCCAAUCCCAAUGACUCGUCGGAUUGUACGUCAGAAGAUACUGGUUAAAGAUUAGUUAAUAAUUAGUUUUAUUUAACAUAUUUAUCUAAACAAUAUUUAUUAUACAUACUA
Molecule: messenger RNA, 841 nt
Organism: Drosophila hydei
Lineage: Eukaryota; Metazoa; Arthropoda; Insecta; Diptera; Drosophilidae
Product: kxDL motif-containing protein CG10681
Exons: 2
Coding region: 155-778 (207 amino acids)
Biological process (GO): lysosome localization
Cellular component (GO): BORC complex
Source: RefSeq, a predicted model, not a curated record